Musa acuminata subsp. malaccensis (wild Malaysian banana) is the source of this 1358-nucleotide messenger RNA. RefSeq lists its product as uncharacterized. Lineage: Eukaryota; Viridiplantae; Streptophyta; Magnoliopsida; Zingiberales; Musaceae. The record is from RefSeq and is a predicted model, not a curated record.
GCCGGUCUCCCGCCCCUCCGCCCAUUUCGUAUUUGGCUGGCCCCAAACCCUAGCCCAAACCAAGCCCCGGGGAUCUCAAUGGAGUCGUCGAGAUCCCUCCUCCACCUGCUACGCCUUUUCGGUCGCGCCCUCCUUUCACUCCUCCGUCACCUCGCUACCCCCUGGCGACUGCUCUCCUUAGUCACCUUGCACGAGUUCUUCCUCCACCUCACCUUCCUCUUCUGUGGCCUUCGCCCCGUCACGCUUCACCUCGACGAAGCCUGCGUCCAUCUCUGGGCGCCCGCCCCCACCCGCCGCCGCCGCCUCAACAGGCACGCCCUCGUCCUCGUUCACGGCUUCGGCGGCAACUCCAAGUGGCAGUGGAACCAUCAAAUCGGGGCCCUCUCCCGCUCCUUCGACCUCUACAUCCCCGACUUGGUCUUCUUCGGGAGCUCCCGAUCCGCCGGUUCCGACCGGUCCGUGGGCUUCCAGGCGUCGUGCAUCGCCGAGGCAAUGCGGAGUCUCGGCGUCGCCCGGUACUCCGUGGUGGGGAUCAGCUACGGUGGUUUUGUGGCGUUCCGGAUGGCGGAGGGGCCGGCGGCAGGGGCCGUGCAGCGGGUGGCGAUCCUCGCGUCCGGGGUCUGCGCGACGCCUUUGCAGCUGAGGGAUCUUACGACGAAGGAGGGGAGGGACGUGUGCGAGCUCCUCUUGCCCCAAAAGGCGGAAGACCUGAUGACGCUCAUCCGCCGAUCCAUGUACCGCCACCCCCAGUGGAUCCCCGCCUUCUGGCUCCAAGAUUUCAUCGAGGUGAUAUAUGAGAAACAAAGGAAAGAGAGGACAGAACUGCUGAAAAGACUUCUUGAAAAGGGGAUUGACUUGGACCCAAUUCCUGUUCUUGAUCAGGACACUCUUAUACUAUGGGGUGACAAAGAUGAUAUUUUUCCGCUCUCAUUUGCUCAUCAAUUACACAGACAUCUGGGAGAGAAGUCAAGGUUGGAGGUACUUACAGAUGCUGGUCAUGCAUUGCAAUUGGAAAAACCUGAUGAGGUUAACUACCUGAUUGAACAGUUUAUUAAGGGUGUGGCUGGUAUCAACUUAUCUUAGCCUAUGAUAACAAUGAAACGUAAGAUUAUGUAUGGUGCUCGGGAAGGGAGAAGGUGUGCACCCUCAAGAACUUCGAAUGUCAAAAGGACAAAAAAAAGAAGCUUGUCUCCAGUUGUUUGUGUUAAGAUUUCAUAAUACAAUAAAUAAUCAUUGUGUAUGAGAUGGGCAGCAUUAAGAACAAGAAUCAAAAGCAUGAAAUGCAACAUGUAUAUAACAAUAUCUAGCUGUAAUCUCCCAAUAAUUAGGGUCAGGCUAUAUUUUGAUUUUUUUUAUUG